Molecule: messenger RNA, 5489 nt
Organism: Dreissena polymorpha
Lineage: Eukaryota; Metazoa; Mollusca; Bivalvia; Myida; Dreissenidae
Product: sushi, von Willebrand factor type A, EGF and pentraxin domain-containing protein 1-like
Exons: 23
Coding region: 97-4512 (1471 amino acids)
Biological process (GO): cell-matrix adhesion
Molecular function (GO): calcium ion binding
Source: RefSeq, a predicted model, not a curated record
UGCCAGGCCCUCAAAACCGAACACACCGAUGAUAGUCACUGGCAUUUGGAUGAUGCUGCGUUAGACAAUGCUACGGUGCAGAACUACGACGCACACAUGCCACUAAGGUGUGACGAUGGAUACUGGUUAAAACCUUCGUCGACCCUUGGCAACCCACAGAGAACCCAGGCAGUGGAGUGCGGAAUAAACGGGACCUGGACACCCGCUGCAAACUGCGUUAUGAUAACUUGCCAGGCCCUCAAAAUCGAACACACCGAUGAUAGUCACUGGCAUUUGGAUGAUGCUGCGUUAGACAAUGCUACGGUGCAGAACUACGACGCACACAUGCCACUAAGGUGUGACGAUGGAUACUGGUUGAAACCUUCGUCAACCUUUGGCAACCCACAGACAACCCAGGUAGUGGAGUGCGGAAUAAACGGGACCUGGACACCCGCUGCAAACUGCGUUAUGAUAACCUGCCCGGCCCUCAUGACCAAGCACAGCGAUGCUUGUCACUGGCACAUGACUAAUUCUACGUUAAGCAAUGCUACGAAGAUGACUUAUGACGCAAACGUGCAACUCAAGUGUGACGAUGGAUACUGGUUGCAAAACACGUCAACCCCUGGCAAACCAAAUACAACCCAAAGAGUGAAGUGCAGAUUAAACGGGGACUGGACACCCGCUGAAGACUGCUCUAUGAUAAAUUGCGGUAAAUUUACUAUCGACAACCAAAACUCAAAGAAUGCACAAAUAACAUGGCAUAGUGGAACCCUCUUUGGAGAUGUCACUACUGUAAAUUGCGAUGGCGGAUACAGAAUCGUGGGACCAAACGUGAACAAACAUGUAUCGGAGAAUAUAACGUGUGGUUCCGAUGGCCGUUGGGGAAAAACGUCUGGCUGCGAACCAAAAGAUUGUGGAAGACCUUUUGAACCAGACCAUGGCUGGGUGAAUAUCUCGAAUGGAACCGCUGUAGGAAACACGGCCACUUUCUACUGUGAUAUUGGCUACACUGUAGUCGGAAACAAUAAAACAACAUGCCUUAACAACAACACCUGGAACCGUCCGACACCAGAGUGCAAAGUCAAUGAUUGUGGCAAUCUGACGCAACCGCAACACGGACACGUGGAUACCUCUAACGGAACAACAUAUCUUUCGGUCGCCGUGUACUCGUGUGAGGUUGGAUACACGCUGCUCGGAAAUGCAUCCCGUCUUUGUUACGCAAACAAGACAUGGAGUGAUCUACCACCGACAUGCAUAAUUAAUAAUUGUAAAGAUGCGAACCCCAUCUCAAAUGGUUACUACACCCUUUUAAACGGCACAACGACAUACCAGUCGACGGUUCGGUAUUCGUGUGACGCGGGGUAUACACUGUACGGUACCGACAUUAGACGUUGUCUUGCCAACAGUAGCUGGACACCACUUGAUGUCAACUGUACAAUUAAAGACUGUUUUGAUAAAGUUUUGCCCGAGUUCGCGAAUGUAACUUUCUCGAACGGAACAUUGUACGAGUCCAUAGCAACUGUAAAAUGUAAAGAUGGAUACAGAAUACUCGGUGGUAACAAUAACUGGUUAACAGCGGAAAAUAUAACGUGCACUGCCUUCGGCAACUGGUCUGAAUAUGAUGGUUGUGAAAAGAAAGACUGUGGUAAAAAAGAGUCAUACGAUAACGCUUUUGUGCUCUGGAAAAAUGAGACCUGGUUUGAGUCUUCGGUAAUAGUUCAGUGCGCUGAAGGAUAUCGAAUAAACGGUAGUCAUAACAAUAACGUUACCAAAGAAGAGAUAAAAUGCCAGGCGGAUGGUCAUUGGUCGACAUCACAGGGAUGUAUCAAAAAAGAAUGUCCAACGGAUAUCGAAGUUGAUCACGGUCAUGUAACAUAUUAUGGGCAACUGUACCGUGACAUUGCCUCUAUAAGAUGCUCCCCGGGCUAUAGAAUUAACGGAACGAAAGGCAACAGCAUCGUCAAUCAAACUGUGAAUUGUCAAUCGACGGGCAGAUGGCAACUUCCAAGUGGUUGUGUACGAAAAGAUUGUUUAGAUAAAGAACAACCCUCUAAUGCGAGUGUUAAUUACUUGAACGGUACCCUUUACGAAGCAAUAGCAUUCAGCACAUGUCGGGAGGGUUACCGUAUCAAAGGAAGAAACACAAAUGUCAAUGUAUCGGAGGAAAUACAGUGUCUGGAUACGGGAUUAUGGUCUCCAGCAUUAGGAUGCGAACGAAAAGACUGCGGAUCAGCGUUAACCGUAAACAAUGCGAAUGUCAGCCUCCAACCAUCUGGCAAUACUUUAUACGAGGCCCAUGCCACUGUCACAUGCCUUACCGGGUAUCGGCUCUACAGACAUAAUGACAAUCAUCAAAUCGAUGAACAAAUCCAGUGUCUCUCAAACGGAUCCUGGAAUCUUUCAUUGGGAUGUGAACGGAAAGAUUGUGGAAAUGAGUUUAGCCAAACAAAUGCCAACGUGACAUUUCCGAAUGGCACAAUGUAUCAGUCAACUGCCCAAGUGCAGUGUAUUGACGGGUACCGUCUACAGGGCCAAAACGACAACAGUAAAACGUUUGAACACAUUCCAUGCACUGAUGGCGGCCAUUGGGACGUGUCACAUGGGUGCGAAAAAAAAGAAUGUGGAAGACCUCAUGACAUCAACAACGGAAAAGUUACGCGUGGACCUUGGACGUUUGAGAGCACUGUGAACUAUAUCUGUAACACUGGCUACCACACCGUCGACGUAACCACACUAAAGUGUAACAGCAGUGGUCUUUGGGAUAAUAAUCCGCCAAACUGCACUGAUAUCGAUGAAUGCAACAACCACGAUCAAAACCACUGUCACUACUACUCCGACUGCACAAAUACUCCGGGAAGCUACACGUGCAAGUGUAUCGAGGGUUAUGAUGAUCUAGACGGUAACUUAGGUCGAAGGUGUGAAGAUCACAACGAAUGCGAGGACCCUCCAAAUACCCAGUGCAGUUUCUGGCUCAACAAAACGCGCGCAUGCGUGAACUUGCAGGGUGGCUAUAUUUGUAUAUGCAACAAGGGAUGGAACGGCACCAAAUGUGAUAAUGAUAUUAAUGAAUGUUUCGAACCACAUCCAUGUGGUGAACAUGCUCAUUGUACAAACCUUUUUGGAAGUUAUAACUGUUCAUGCCCGCCUCAAUACCCGCAGGGUAACGCUUUCCUUGGCUGUUUUGAGCCUGUGAUUAUAUCCUUUGAAACAAACGGAACAAGAUUCAAUGGUGACAACGAAAUCUUAGAUACAUUUCAAAUACCCAAUAGGUUUCCGUACUUUGGAACAUACUACACGUUAUUCAGGCCAAGCAUGGAUGGAUUCCUCGCCCUCGACUUCCAGCCGCUCUACAAUCAAUAUGGGGGCGAAACUCCCAGCGAGUGGACAGCUGCGAUUCAGAAGCAUAUCGUCAUUGCCCCGCUAUGGACAAACAUUGACAGCAGAAAUAUAUCUAAUGGUGGUCUGUGGGUCCAUGUAUUAACUGAGAGAGACAAGGCUGACGUUGUACAAAUCCAAGACCUCGUUCGCCAAUACACCAAUCAGUCUGAGUUCAAUGUCAGUGUUGCCUUGGUUGCCACAUGGAAACACGUGACUGUCCACUCGCCAUACGAACCCGGAUAUGAACUCGUCAAUCAUCAGAACCUUUCGAUGCAGGUCAUUUUAGUGACAGACGGUAUGUACACAUACAUUAUGUUCAACUACGACAGGGAACAGUUCAGCAUCAGACCAUUACCAGAAGUACCUGUUGCCAGUGGUUACACGCAUUUGGACUAUUCCGCAAACGUUCUGUCUACCAGAAACAACUUUACAAAUCUAAAUAAGGAAUCCAACGUGAACCCAGAGUUCCCCGGCCGAUGGCUGUUCAACGUGACAACUAUAACCGCAUCAAUGUGGAAUGAGACUAGAUGUUUGCAGUUCGUGAAGGAAAAUAACAGCACAUUAAAGAGCUGGAUUACAGAACAGCUUGUCUAUGCAUUACCCUGUCCCUGUCAAGAGGUGCUCAUGCUGGAGGAUUACACGUUUACUCGUAAAGAUGAGAUAUUACCGGGAAUCGGAACCAAGUUCACCCACACGACAUGCUACGAGUCCUGGUUCUUCAGCGCCUACGGGAUCAAACAGAGAUGCUGCUACAUGUUCAGCAAACUGCAGUCUCAGUAUCCGGGGGCUGUAGCCGCGGAGUUUGAGAACUCCACCAUUGCAUCACUCCUCCAGGAUGGCUACUAUCAGUGCUGCUCCCCUGACGGCAGCAAAAAAUACUGUCACUUGUACCAGCAGAUCAACCCUCCUGAUGACUGCUCCAGAUACACAAUCAGCGAUGAGCUACCACUGGAGGACAAGAAAGACUAUCCACAGAUUGAAGACGUGGCGGUGGAUGUGGAAAAAUUAGCGACCAAUCCUCGAAAUAGGGUCUUGAGAAAUGUACAAAGUGAUGGUGACCAGAGGAAACCUGAAUCAAAUGUUAACAGUUUUAGCAACGAUUCAAUGUUUAUUGGUAUGUACAGAAAUCUGAAAAAGAUGUUUGGGUUCGGAUAGAGAACAAAAUAUGAUUACCCGAAGUUCAUCAUAUUAUCUGAAAUGAAGUGACAUGUUAACCUGCUUCAAAAUGCGUAUGUUGUUGCGUGUUUGAUUGAUGUAAUUUAUGUCGCGUUUGUUUUUUCUCAUACACAUUAUUGUUACAUACCAUUAGCACAUGUUUAACUAUUGUGUGUAUUGUGAGAUGAUGAGAUACCUGGGUUUACGUAGUCAACAGAAAAGGAAGUCGUAUAUAUAAUGAAUUCUCAAGUUCAAAACGUCUUCGCCCUUCAGCGAAUUCAAUUAAUGGAGUUGGAUUGCGAAAUAUACUCUUAUAACACCAUAUCCGAUAAUGCCAUAUUGUCAUGCCAAUAAAAUAAUAUAUGUUUCGAUUCUGAAAGAGAACGAUAAAUUAUGUACCCUACGGUAAUCAUAUUACAUAAUGUACUUGACAUAAAGUGACAUUUUAAGGUAUUGCAUAAUAUGUGUCCUGUUGCAUUUUAGUGUGACAUAAUUUGUGUCGUGUUUCACCUGUCAUUAAUAUUUCGUAACAUACCUUAAGCACGUGUUUGAAAUCUUAUUGUAUUGCGUGAAUUGUGUGGUAAUGAUAAAAUAUAUUAACAUUAUGUGUUAACGUAUUCACCAGAAAAGGAAGUCAUAUAUAAAAAGUAUUUACACUUUUGAGAAUUCAAUACAUAUUGCUCCAUUUAGAUUGGCAUUAAACAAUAAACUUUAGUUCGGGCGAUAAACACGUAGUCAUGUUGAUCGUGAAGUUUGUAAGUUUAAGGGUAUUUACAAUAGUAUGCCUCUCUUUAAGAGCCUUUAACGUAAAAUAACGCUAACCAAUGGAGUUUAUCAGCCUACCAAAGGUUUACUGGUAGACGUGAGUCACCCGAGAUGGUUUAAAUUUAUAACGGCACACAUUUCGUUGUCAUAUUUCUGAUCUAGUAGCUUAAAAUGCAACUUCUAAAAAUAGUAACCUUCUGUAAUUGUGUAUU